UUACCAGCGGAAGACGAUUAUUUGCUUUAAAAUUCCCCAUAAUUACGCUUGUUUCCUACUAUUGUCUACAUUGUUAUUUUUCUGUUUUGAAAUUAUUGAGAACGGAGUCUGUAGAGAUAACGAUAGACCAUUAAUAAUUGGCAUUUAUUUGAGCGAAGUUUGAUAGGCCCUAUAUCACAGAUCUUUAUUAUCAUAUCAGUGAUCAGAGAAAAUGAGUACUGUUAAUAGUUCUUAUAGCCAAACUUCAGCCAAAACUGACUGGAAUGUAUCAGAUGAUGAGGAUGAAAAUGAGGAUGUUGAUUUCAAAUUAAAUGAAUUAAUAUGUGAAGGUGACUGUCAACAUGCAACUGAUGGACAAACAGUUACAAAGAAAAUUAAAGAGAAAGUCAAGGAAUUAUUUGAGAAAUUACCUGUCAAACAAAGUACUGGUAACCCAAAUGCUCAUGUGAGUUGGGAAGACUUCUAUGGGCCCGAUUCUGAAGAUGAAUAUGAAAACAAAGGUGGAAAGAGAUUAAUGGUAGUUAUACAGAAUGAGACAUUUUAUGAAUCGCAUAAGCGUAUUGGGUGUACAGCUGAUAGAAAGGCUCUGAAAAAAACAUUUAAAAAUCUUGGUUUCAGGGUUAAAUGUUUUAAAAAUCUUGAAGCCAGACAAAUAGGAAAAACGCUUCAAGAAGCAAGCAAGGACUUUAUUCAUGGAGAGGCUGAUUGUUUUGCUUGUGUUAUUUUAAGUCAUGGUGGUGAAUUUUAUACAAAUGCUCACGAAAGAAAAAAUAUGAUAUAUGGUGUUGAUGAAAGUAGAAUAUCAGUGGAACGUAUCAUGAAUUAUUUUGAUAGUCAGAAUUGUCCUGCUUUACAGGGUAAACCUCGGCUUUUCUUUGUACAGGCAUGUCGUGGUAAAGAUAGUGAUGCUGGAGAAAAUAUUCAACUACUAGGAAAAAAUACAAGUCAAAGGGAAACUAUAAAAGAGAAAACACAAGUAGAUGCUGUACCAAGCAUAUCUUCCGAAGCCAUUAAUGAUCAGGAAAUAAGCAUUUCUGAUAGUCAGCCCAUAUUACCGAUAGCAAUAGAAGAGGAUGGGCGACAGGGAAGAACGUCUGGAACUGGACCUGUGCCUGAAGACAUGGAUAAUCAACUAAUUAUUAUGCCCAGUCCUUGUUAUACAGAUUCACUAAUUAUGUUUUCAUCACCACCAGGUCAUGUGUCAUACACCAUGACUAGUGGUUCAUGGUUUAUUCAAAGUCUGUGUGCUGAAUUCAAUAACUAUUCUAAUAAUAAACCAUUUGUUCACUACCUGACUAAUACUUGUAGAAGAAUUGCUUUAGACUUCAAGAGUUUGGAUAAAGAACAUGCAAAAUAUGAUGAUAAGGUGGUGGUACCUUGUAUUUAUUCUAGUCUUACAAAAGAUCUAAAAUUAGUUUAAAAGAAUGGAAUCAAAAUCCAAUAUAGGGCAUACGCAUUUACAUUAACAGUAUAUCAAUUUGGAAAAUCUUGGAGACAUUGACACUCUAGAGACAAAGGUUAAUAUCUGAUUGACUUGAAAGGUGUUCGCAGUGUUAAAGUUCACCAGAGGAAGAAACCUAUUGUUUUUCAAUAAUUUCUGGUAACCCGAAAAGUUAAAGUUAUCUGAUAAUUACCUUUAGAGUUAUUGCCUUUGUUCAAUUUUUUAAAUCUUGUGGACAAUGUAGAGAUUAAAGUUAUUAACCAAUU
Messenger RNA from Patella vulgata (common limpet), 1707 nucleotides. RefSeq names its product caspase-3. The coding region runs from base 212 to 1420 and encodes 402 amino acids. Lineage: Eukaryota; Metazoa; Mollusca; Gastropoda; Patellidae. The record is from RefSeq and is a predicted model, not a curated record. The transcript is spliced from 7 exons. Gene Ontology annotation, biological process: proteolysis; apoptotic process. Gene Ontology annotation, cellular component: cytoplasm.